AUGGCUAAUUCAGACACGAUCCAAGUAAGUUCCUUACCGUUACCGCCGCUCCAGUACAUAAACUUGUACACUGACGAAAAUGUACGCCGAGGGAGAGCUCCCAAGCCUCCACCACCUAUCCUUGACAACUAUUCUAUGUUUGGGAAUGGUUUCACUGCAGACGAUACUAUUAUCAGGCCUCUGGAGGCCCAGGGUAUCAGGAGACUUUAUCCUCAGAACUUUGAUCGGCGCCGAGAGCUAAAAAAACUCAACCACUCGCUUCUGGCCAACUUCCUGGACCUUAUUGAUCUUCUGGUUGAAGAUUUAAGCCUCCUUUUUAUUCACAUCCAUCAUCUUCUAAAUGAAUUCCGACCGCAUCAAGCCAGAGAAACUUUGAGGGUGAUGAUGGAGCUGCAGAAGCGACAGCGGAUAGAAACAGCGCUAAGAUUUCAAAAACAUUUAGACAGAGUUCAGAAAAUCCUCCAGCAUGCGUUGCAGACGUUACCUGAUACGUCAGAAUUAGAUUGCAAGCUGUCAAUCAACACUGAGACCAUGGAGUGCAGCGAUAGUUUAAGUUCCGAACAGCAGAACAUUGAUCCUUGCAGCACAAAUGACAGGAUAAUGUGCAAAAUGAUCGACGAUAUGAUGACGUCUAAUAUUUUUUAA
Messenger RNA from Cotesia congregata, 645 nucleotides. NCBI's taxonomy places the organism in Eukaryota, Metazoa, Arthropoda, Insecta, Hymenoptera, Braconidae. The record is from the annotation of a GenBank genome assembly.